CGACACACUGAAGAUGGCACUGAUUUUAUCAUUUUUACUCUAUCUCUGUCUAUUCUUUUAAUAAGAAAUAUAAUUAUUAUUGAUUUAUAGUUACAAUAUAAAUUAUAAAUCUAUAUUUUAAAUUAUAAUUUCUGAAAGUGACUUUAAAAUAAAACAAUUAUAAUAUAAAUAUGUUAAAAUUUUAUAAAUUUUUUAAGAAAGAAAGAUGCUCCGUGAUUGGAAUGGUACACGUUGGUGCUUUGCCUGGCACACCUUCAUAUAAUGGUAAUAUUAAUCAAAUUAUAAGUAAUGCAAUAAAGGAAACAAUAAUCUAUAGAGAUUGUGAUAUUGAUGGUAUUUUAGUGGAAAAUAUGCAUGACAACCCAUAUAUGAGACCCGAACAUUUAACACCUGAAACGACAGCAAUGAUGACUAGAAUUUGCACAGAAAUUAAGCAAGUAUUACCUAAAAAUAUACCUUGUGGUAUACAGAUUUUAGCAGGAUGUAAUAAAGAAGCAAUAGCUGUAGCAAAAGCAACUAAUUUUCAAUUUAUCAGAGCGGAAGGAUUUGUCUUUUCUCAUAUUGCAGAUGAGGGAUUUACAGAUGCAUGUGCUGGUUCUUUAUUGAGAUACAGAAAACAAAUUGAUGCUGAUGAUAUUCUUAUUUUUGCUGAUAUUAAAAAAAAGCAUAGUUCACAUACAAUCACUUCUGAUGUAAGUGUAUUAGAAACAGCAAAAGCAGCAAAAUUUUUCUUAGCUGAUGGAGUAAUCUUGACAGGAGAUGCUACAGGUUAUCCAGCAAAUGAAACAGAACUUAUAGAAAUUAAACAAAAUGUUGAUAUACCUAUUCUUAUUGGUUCUGGUAUUACAACAAAAAAUAUAAAAAAUUAUUUGUCUUCUAAUGCAGUAAUUGUUGGAUCACAUUUUAAAAUUAAUGGAAUAUGGAAAAAUAAAAUAGAUAAAAAGAAAGUAAAUAAUUUUAUAAAAAAAUUAAGAAUUCUUCAAAAUAUAACAGAUUUGCAAGAUAGUCGAGAGUGGGAUCGAUGCAGAAGAGGCACCAGAGAUUCCGCACGAUUCUACGGUCCUGAUAUCGCUUUAAAAGCCCUCCCCACUGCUAAAGCCGCCCCACCAUUGGCCCGUACCUCAGCUCUCGCCCCUCAGCAACGGCUUGACUGCCCAGCCAGCCAGCCAGCCAGUCGAAAUCAGCUGACGACUAUUACUGCGGGCAGUUGCUACCACGGCUCCUCAAACGCAACACUGUUCAGUCGAAGAUAA
This is a messenger RNA of Apis mellifera (honey bee), 1253 nucleotides long. RefSeq lists its product as uncharacterized. The record is from RefSeq and is a predicted model, not a curated record. The transcript has 8 exons. Bases 171 to 1253 code for a protein of 360 amino acids. NCBI's taxonomy places the organism in Eukaryota, Metazoa, Arthropoda, Insecta, Hymenoptera, Apidae.